GUGACCAACGAGUUUACUUCGAAUGUUUGUUUUUAAACCAAAGAUGUUAGAAAGAGCGUGUGUGUGCCUGAAGCUUGUUUGUUAUAUAUUUAUUGUGUAGCAGAGGUGUAUGAAGUAGUGAUUGUGAGGAUUGUAGUAAUACAAAGUGGGAUAAUGGAAUGGUCCGAGAAAGAAUUUCAGGACAAAAAGAAACGGAUACUCAACAGUACCGAUUUAAGUCGCAAAGGUAGUGUGGACAGUGACAUUGUUGAACUUGUUGAUUUUAUCAACUCUCACAACCAAUAUGUUACAACAAGUUCGUGUUCAGGCCGCUUGAUCGUGUUUUGUGAGGUGCCGUCAAUGGGAAACAGUAAAGAAGGAUGCAAGUGGUUGUACACAACACAUGAUGACAUCGAUAUGGAGGAUAUGAUGAGUAAGCUUGACCCAACUGUGGGAGAUCUCGUGCUGAAAUUUGAACCUAUGAUUCUUCACGUACAAUGUCAUUCAGUAGAAGACGCAAAACAUUUGCAUACUUGUGCCCUGGAAUCAGGCUUCCGCAACACUGGAGUCACAAUUGGUCACAGAGGAAAAGUCAUGCUGGCAAUACGUAGCUGCUUAAACUUAGAAGUUCCACUUUCUCAUGCUGGGAAGCUAUUAGUCUCUGAAGAGUAUCUAAAAUUCCUUACUAGUAAAGCCAGUGAGAAGAUGAAGGAAAAUAAACGACGAACCAUGAAUUUUUUCUCAAAAAUUAAAAGCAUUAAAGAGAAAGAAAUUGUGAGAACAGAAGUACUGAAUUUCUAACGACAAUUUGCUUCUCUGAAACCCAGCUGGUUACUUCAGCUGCAGACCUUGCCUUGGAAACAGGUAAGGAGGGAAAUGCUGUAAUAUCAAGUUAUCAAGAAAACGUCUCUAUGACAUUACAAGGGCAAGUUUUCACAACAAGGAUUACAUUUUUAGGAUUGAAAUAAUGCAGCACAGCUCAUAUAUGGCCUCAGAUAACGAAGGAAACCCCAUGAAGAAGAAACUGUCCCAUUACUGUAGUGAUGGUUGUCAGAGUAAUUAAAAUAUCUGCCUAUAGUUUCUUAUAUUUGAAAUGUGUAUUUUGUGUAAUAAAACACCAGUUUUUGUUCA
This is a messenger RNA of Schistocerca americana (American grasshopper), 1110 nucleotides long. Its product is annotated as tRNA wybutosine-synthesizing protein 3 homolog. The transcript is spliced from 5 exons. Gene Ontology annotation, cellular component: cytoplasm. Gene Ontology annotation, molecular function: tRNA methyltransferase activity. Bases 154 to 780 code for a protein of 208 amino acids. NCBI's taxonomy places the organism in Eukaryota, Metazoa, Arthropoda, Insecta, Orthoptera, Acrididae. Gene Ontology annotation, biological process: tRNA methylation. The record is from RefSeq and is a predicted model, not a curated record.